CUCGCCCCGGAGCAGAGACCCGAAGCCUUCAUGUCGUCCGACGCCCCGCGCCCUGGCAGCAGCUCAUCGCCGAGCAAGAUGGCGCAGAAGAUCGAGGCCGCGCAGUCCAUGGACGGGAUGCUCUCGGGCUACCCGCAGUUCACGCCCAAGCACAAGUCGCUCAUGGCCAAGCACCUCUCGCGCGAGCUGUACACCAAGCUCAAGGACCUCAAGACGUCGACGGGCUACACGCUCGAGCGCGCGAUCCAGACCGGCGUCGACAACCCGCACCUCGGCGUCGGCAUCACGGCCGGCGACGAAGAGUCGUAUGUCAUCUUCAAGGAAAUCUUCGACCCGGUCAUUGAAGGCUGGCACGGCUACAAGAGCGACGCGGUGCACAAGCGGGACUUGGACCCAACGCACUUGACGGACGCCAAGAUGCCCGACGAGUACAUCAUCUCGACGCGGAUCCGAGCGGGCCGCAACAUCCGCGGCAUGCCGCUACCGCCGGCCACGUCGCGCGCGCAUCGCAAGGACGUCAUGAACCUCCUCGACUCGGCGCUUACGGCCAUGGACGGUGACCUCAAGGGCAAGUUCUACAAGCUCGCCGACAUGACGCCCGCGGACGAGCAAAAGCUCAUCGACGACCACUUUCUCUUUCAAAAGCCGGGCGGCGGGACACUUCUGGCGGCCGCCGGCGCCGCGCGCGAUUGGCCCAGCGCACGUGGCAUCUUCCACAACGACGAGAAGACGUUCCUUGUCUGGUGCAACGAAGAAGACCACAUGCGCGUCAUCUCGAUGCAGAACGGCGGUGACAUUGGGUCGGUCUUUGAGCGCUUCUGCCGCGCGGUCAAGUCGGUCGAAGACAGCAUCAAGGCAAAGGGACGUGAAUUCAUGUACGACGACCACCUUGGUUUCAUUGGCACGUGCCCCUCGAACCUCGGCACGGGUCUUCGCGCCAGUGUCAUGAUCAAGCUGCCCAAGCUGAGCGAAGACCUCGAGCGCUUUGAGAAGCUCUGCGGGCUUUUGAACCUCCAGCCGCGCGGCAUGAACGGCGAGCACUCGGCGUCCGUCGGCGGCGUCUAUGACGUCUCGAACAAGCAGCGCAUUGGGUACUCGGAAGCCGAGCUCGUCCAGACGAUGAUCAACGGCAUUCGUCUCCUCAUCGAUCUCGAGAAGAAGCUCGAGGCGGGCGAGUCCAUCGACGGUCUCUUGCCGACCGAGCGCGUGCCCAACCCGGUCAUUGAGGCGCCGACGACGACGUCGGCCGAGAAGGCCAGCAUCGACGUCAAGCCGUCGAGCGAGGUCAACUACCCGGACUUUACGCCCAAGCACAAGUCGCUCAUGGCCAAGCAUUUGACCAAGGAGCUGUACGACAAGCUCAAGGACCUUCGCACAAAGAAGGGAUACAGCCUCGACGACGCGAUCCAGACGGGCCUCGACAAUGCGCAUUUGGGCGUCGGUGUCGUCGCCGGCGACGAAGAGUGCUACACGCUCUUCAAGGACCUUUUGGACCCGGUCAUUGAAGGCUGGCACGGCUUCAAGGCCGACGCCAAGCACAUCACCGACAUGGACGUCUCGAAGCUCGUGAACGCCGACAAGCUCGACAACAACUACAUUGGCUCGACCCGCGUUCGCGCUGGGCGCAACAUCAAGAACCUCAGCCUCCCGCCCGGUACGACGCGCUCGGAGCGGCUCCAGGUCGAGCACCUCAUCUCGACGGCGCUCACGGCCAUGGAGGCCGAGCUCACGGGCAAGUACUUUCCCCUUGGCAACAUGACGAAAGAGGAGGAAGACCAGCUCCAGAAGGAUCAUUUCCUCUUUCAAAAGCCGGGUGGUGGCACGCUCCUCACGGGCGCCGGCGCUGCCCGCGACUGGCCCAGUGGUCGCGGUAUCUUCCACAACACGGAAAAGAGCUUCUUGGUGUGGGUCAACGAAGAAGACCACAUGCGCGUCAUCUCGAUGCAAGACGGCGGCGAUAUUGUGGCGGUCUUUGCGCGCUGGGUCAAGGGCGUCAAGGCUGUCGAAGAGUCGAUCAAGAAGAACGGGUACGAGUUCAUGCACAACGAACACCUCGGGUUCCUCGGCACGUGCCCGUCCAACCUCGGCACGGGUCUCCGCGCGAGUAUGUUUGUCAAGCUCCUCAAGCUCGGCGAAGACGUCCACAAGCUCGAAACGAUCUGCUCGUCGCUGGGUCUCCAGCCGCGUGGGUCGGCCGGCGAGCACAGCGCGGCCGUUGGUGGCAUGUGGGACGUCUCCAACAAGGCGCGCAUCGGCAAGUCCGAGGUUGAGCUCGUCCAGACUAUGAUUGACGGCGUCGGCAAGCUCAUCGAGCUCGAGAAGGCCAUGGAAGGCGGCAAGACCGUCGACGCGAUCAUGGCCGAACUCAACCUCGCAUAAAUAGGUAUGUAGAUAUGUAAUAACCGAAACAAAGAAACCUGUGUAUACAAACCAAUAAGUUCUU
Molecule: messenger RNA, 2443 nt
Organism: Saprolegnia diclina VS20
Lineage: Eukaryota; Oomycota; Saprolegniomycetes; Saprolegniales; Saprolegniaceae
Exons: 1
Coding region: 31-2379 (782 amino acids)
Biological process (GO): phosphocreatine biosynthetic process
Molecular function (GO): creatine kinase activity
Source: RefSeq, a predicted model, not a curated record